AUGAAGCUUCCCCUUCCCGUCGCCCGCUUUUCCCCUACCCGUCGCCACGAUUUCGCCCCCCCCCGACGCCCGCCCUUCGCCCGCAUUUCCCCUUCCCUUCGCCCGCUAUUCCCCUUCUCGUCGCCCGCUCCCGUCGCCCCCUUUUCCCCUUCCCGUCGCCCGCUUUUCCCCUUCCCGUCGCCCGCUUUAGCCCUUCCCGUCUCCCGCUAUUCCCCUUCCCGUCGCCCCCUUGCCGUCGCCUGCUUUUCCCCUUCCCUUCGCCCACUUCACUCCUUCCCGUCACCUUCCUUUCCCCUUCCUGCUCUCUACCCGGCAUCUCCCCCGCUCCCCACGUCCUCUUCCCUGCCUCCCCCCAUUCCCUUCCCUGCUUCCCCCCGUCCCCUUCCCUCCUUCCCCCCAUUCCCUUCCCUGCUUGCCCCCGUCCCCUUCCCUCCUUCCCCCCGUCCCCUUCCCAUCAUCCCCCCAUCCUCUUCCCUGCUUCCCCCCGUCCCCUUCCCUGCUUCCCCCCAUCCCCUUCCCUGCUUUCCCCCAUUCCCUUCCCUCCUUCCCCCCGUACCCUUCCCUCCUUCCCCCCGUCCCCUUUCUAUCAUCCCCCCAUCCCCUUCCCUGCUUCCCCCCAUUCCCUUCCCUGCUUCCCCCCGUCCCCUUCCCUCCUUCCCCCCGUCCCCUUCCCAUCAUCCCCCCGUCCCCUUCCCUGCUUCCCCCCAUCCCCUUCCCUGCUUCCCCCCAUUCCCUUCCCUCCUUCCCCCGUACCCUUCCCUCCUUCCCCCCGUCCCCUUCCUAUCAUCCCCCCAUCCCCUUCCCUGCUUCCCCCCAUCCCCUUCCCUGCUUCCCCCCGUCCCCUUCCCUGCUUCCCCCCAUCCCCUUCUCUGCUUUCCCCCAUUCCCUUCCCUGCUUCCCCCCGCCCCCUUCCCUCCUUCCCCCCGUCCCCUUCCCAUCAUCCCCCCAUCCCCUUCCCUGCUUCCCCCCAUCCCCUUCCCUGCUUUCCCCCAUCCCCUUCCCUGCCUCCCCCCAUCCCCUUUCCUGCUUUCCCCCAUCCCCUUCCCUGCUUCCCCCCAUGCCCUUCCCUGCUUCCCCCCGUCCCCUUGCUACGCUGUUUCGCCCUUCUCGCAUUCUUCCCCCUCCUCUUUUCCCCCCUGCUCAAUCUGUCACCCGCUGCUUCUUCUCUUCCCUCCCGCACAUUCCGUUUACUGUCUUUCCCCUUCGCUCACCUUCAUAUCCCCCAAUGCAGUUACAGGAGCGCAGCACCAGGUGUUGUGA
Closterium sp. NIES-65 is the source of this 1260-nucleotide messenger RNA. The record is from the annotation of a GenBank genome assembly. NCBI's taxonomy places the organism in Eukaryota, Viridiplantae, Streptophyta, Zygnematophyceae, Desmidiales, Closteriaceae.